ACUCUGGACACGCAGUCAAGGGAACCUCCUGCCAUAUAAAUAGGGCUGGUCGCUCUUUAUUAUUCUAGCAUCACGGCAGCAGGUUCCUGCUAAGUUUGGAGUUUAUACCACAACUGUAUGCCUGCUUGAAGUAGUUAAACCAGGGCACUGCGGCACAAGGAGUCUGCAUGUCGGUUUAGACAUGCUCAGCUUUGUGGAUACCCGGAUUCUGUUGCUGCUUGCAGUGACUUCGUACCUAGCAUCAUGUCAAUCGGGCCUCAAGGGACCAAAAGGACCCAGAGGUGAGAGGGGUCCUAAGGGACCUGAUGGAAAACCCGGCCGACCUGGACUUCCUGGCCCUGCUGGCCCUCCUGGCCCCCCUGGUCUUGGUGGAAACUUCGCUGCUCAGUAUGAUGGCGCUAAAGGACCUGACCCCGGCCCUGGACCUAUGGGUUUGAUGGGACCCAGAGGACCUUCUGGAUCUCCUGGUGCUCCUGGAGCUCAAGGACUGCAAGGACAUGCUGGUGAGCCUGGAGAGCCCGGACAGGCUGGAGCUAUUGGUGCUCGUGGCCCUCCUGGACCCCCUGGCAAAAAUGGUGAAGAUGGCAACAAUGGCAGACCUGGAAAGCCUGGAGACAGAGGAGUCCUUGGAGCUCAGGGUGCCCGUGGUUUCCCAGGAACUCCUGGACUUCCUGGCAUGAAGGGACACAGAGGUUACAAUGGUAUUGAUGGACGCAAAGGAGAGCCUGGCGCAGCUGGUGCCAAGGGUGAAAAUGGUGCCGCUGGAUCAAAUGGAACCCCCGGACAGAGAGGUGGUCGUGGUCUUCCUGGUGAGAGAGGUCGUGUUGGCCCUGCUGGCCCAGCUGGUGCUCGCGGUGCUGAUGGUAACACUGGUCCUGCUGGCCCUGCUGGACCUUUGGGCUCAGCUGGUCCUCCUGGUUUCCCUGGUGCACCUGGACCCAAGGGAGAACUUGGACCCGCUGGUCCCACUGGACCAUCUGGAGCUCAGGGACAAAGAGGAGAGCCAGGCCCGAACGGUGCCGUUGGCCCCGUUGGACCCCCUGGUAACCCUGGUGCUAAUGGUAUCAAUGGUGCUAAAGGAGCAGCUGGUCUUCCUGGAAUUGCUGGUGCCCCUGGUUUCCCUGGCCCUAGAGGAGGCCCUGGCCCACAGGGACCUAGUGGAGCUUCUGGUCCAAGAGGUCUUGGUGGUGACCCCGGACCUGUUGGAGUGAAGGGAGAUUCUGGUGUGAAGGGAGAGCCUGGUAGUGCUGGUCCUCAGGGGCCUCCUGGUCCUUCUGGUGAGGAGGGCAAGAGAGGGUCAACUGGAGAGCAGGGACCUACUGGACCUUUGGGACUGCGUGGACCUAGAGGAGCCGCUGGUACUCGUGGUCUGCCUGGUCUGGCUGGCAGGUCAGGCCCAAUGGGCAUGCCUGGUCCUCGUGGUGGUGUUGGUGCACCUGGAGCCCGUGGACCUCCUGGAGAUGCUGGUCGUGCUGGUGAGGCUGGUCUUGUUGGAGCCAGAGGUCUCCCUGGUAGCCCUGGCAGUUCUGGACCCCCUGGAAAGGAAGGACCUUCUGGCGAGGCUGGCAAGCCUGGUGAGAAGGGACCUGUUGGCCCUACUGGACUGAGAGGCAGCCCUGGUCCUGAUGGUAACAAUGGUCCUGCUGGUCCUGUUGGACUUGCUGGUGCCCCUGGUGAGAAAGGAGAGCAGGGACCCUCUGGUGCUCCUGGUUUCCAGGGUCUUCCUGGCCCCGCUGGACCUGUUGGUGAGGCUGGCAAGCCUGGUGAUAGAGGUAUCCCUGGAGAUCAAGGUGUAUCAGGACCUGCUGGUGUGAAGGGAGAGCGUGGUAACCCUGGACCUGCUGGUGCUGCUGGCGCUCAGGGACCCAUUGGUGCUCGUGGACCUUCUGGUACUCCUGGCCCUGAUGGAAACAAGGGAGAGCCUGGUGCAGUUGGACCUGCUGGUGCCCCUGGACCACAGGGAGCUGCUGGUAUGCCUGGUGAGCGUGGUGCUGCUGGCACCCCUGGAGCUAAGGGAGAGAAGGGUGAGGCUGGAUACAGAGGACUGGAGGGCAAUGCUGGAAAAGAUGGUGCCCGUGGUGCUCCUGGACCCAGUGGACCCCCUGGACCUGCUGGUGCUAAUGGUGACAAGGGUGAGACUGGCUCCUUUGGUCCUCCUGGACCUGCUGGUCCUCGUGGUGCCCCUGGUGAGCGUGGUGAGUCUGGCCCUGCUGGACCUUCCGGUUUUGCUGGACCCCCUGGUGCUGAUGGCCAGACUGGACCAAGAGGUGAGAAAGGACCUGCUGGUGGAAAGGGUGACGCUGGACCCGCUGGCCCUGCCGGUCCCGCUGGAAAUACUGGACCCCUUGGUCCUUCUGGUCCUGUUGGCCCACCUGGUGCCCGUGGUGACAGUGGUCCCACUGGUCUGACUGGCUUCCCUGGUGCUCCUGGUAGAGUUGGACCUCCUGGUCCUGCUGGUAUUGUUGGACCUGCUGGUCUCACUGGUCCCGCUGGAAAGGAUGGCCCACGUGGUCCUCGUGGUGAUGUUGGCCCUGCUGGUCCCCCAGGAGAGAAUGGAAUGAUUGGACCUCUUGGUCUGGCUGGUGAGAAGGGACCCCCUGGAGAGGCUGGUGCACCUGGAGCACCUGGACCUGCUGGGCCUCAGGGUCAGCUGGGAUCACAGGGAUUCAAUGGUCUUCCUGGCUCCAGAGGUGACCGUGGUCUUCCUGGUAUCCCCGGAUCAGUUGGUGAACCUGGAAGAGUUGGCCCUGCUGGUGCCCCUGGUGCCCGUGGACCCGGUGGCAACAUUGGCAUGCCUGGUAUGACUGGUCCUCAGGGUGAGGCUGGACGUGAGGGAAGCCCUGGCAAUGAUGGACCUCCUGGCCGUCCUGGUGCUGCUGGAAUUAAGGGUGACCGUGGUGAGCCUGGUUCCCCUGGAACUGCUGGACCUGUUGGUGCUCCUGGACCCAAUGGACCAUCAGGCGCUGUUGGCAGACCUGGAAACCGUGGUGAAUCUGGUCCUUCUGGUCCUACUGGCGCUGUUGGACCUGCUGGAGCAAGAGGUGCACCUGGCCCUGCUGGACCUCGUGGUGAGAAGGGUGUUGCUGGAGAAAAAGGAGACAGGGGUAUGAAGGGACUUCGUGGACAUCCUGGUCUGCAGGGAAUGCCCGGACCUAACGGUCCUUCUGGUGACAGUGGGCCUGCUGGCAUUGCUGGACCUUCCGGUCCAAGAGGCCCAGCUGGUCCCAAUGGCCCCGCUGGUAAAGAUGGUUCAAAUGGCAUGCCUGGUGCAAUUGGACCCCCAGGACACCGUGGUCCCGCUGGACAUGUUGGACCUGCUGGUCCUCCUGGAUCUCCUGGUCUUCCCGGACCCCCUGGCCCAUCUGGAGGUGGAUAUGACACAUCUGGAGGCUAUGAUGAGUACAGAGCUGACCAGGCCUCUCUUAGAGCCAAGGAUUACGAGGUGGAUGCCACCAUCAAGUCCUUGAACACUCAGAUUGAGAAUCUGCUUUCCCCUGAGGGCUCAAAGAAGAACCCCGCUCGUACUUGCCGUGACAUCAGGCUCAGCCACCCAGAAUGGAGCAGCGGUUUCUACUGGAUCGACCCCAACCAGGGCUGCACAAUGGAUGCCAUCAAGGCCUUCUGCGACUUCUCUACUGGCCAGACCUGCAUCCACCCCCACCCAGAGAGCAUCCCACGCAAGAACUGGUACAGAAGCUCCCAGGAGAAGAAACACACCUGGUUUGGCGAGACUAUCAACAGUGGUACUGAGUUUGCUUACAAUGACGAGACCCUGAGCCCACAAUCCAUGGCUACUCAGCUGGCCUUCAUGCGUCUACUGGCCAACCAGGCAGUCCAGAACAUCACCUACCACUGCAAGAACAGCAUCGCCUACAUGGAUGCUGAGAAUGGAAACCUGAAGAAGGCUGUGUUGCUGCAGGGUUCCAAUGAUGUUGAGCUCAGGGCGGAGGGCAACAGCCGCUUCACUUUCAGCGUCCUAGAGGAUGGCUGCAGUAGACACACUGGCCAGUGGAGCAAGACAGUCAUUGAAUACAGAACAAAUAAACCAUCUCGCCUUCCCAUCCUCGACAUUGCACCUUUGGACAUUGGUGGCGCAGAUCAAGAGUUUGGUUUGGACAUUGGCCCAGUCUGUUUCAAAUAAAUAGACUCAUGAUAAAUUAAACGAGAGAAAGAAAGAAAAAAGAAAAAUCUCUGCCCUUCUUUCUGUGUUUUUUUAUACUGAAUGCUGAUUUUUUUCCGCAAAUCCACUUGCUUAAGCUGGGCUCUAUCGGAGUGGACCAAUGGACUGAACGGAGCAUUGCGCAAUGCAAAUUAAUACAGCAGCCCAAAGAGACGCGGGAGGGAUAACACCAUGUUAUGGGACAUGUCAUCAUUUUGUAAAAAUUAAAGAAGUGUAAUAAAAAGAAUGAAAGUAUACAUCACUUUGUGGUCUUUGUAUAUCUUCCAAAGAGGAAGUUUAAAACCACAAUUUCCGUAAGGUUUAAACUACCUCAUGUGUAAAGGAAAAUAAUAAUCAACAUCCUAGUCGUCGCUAGAUGGUACUAAGGCUUCAAGUUCUGUCCUGUUUCAAAGGUGCUCCAAUACUUGAAGCAGUGAUAUUAUAUGGUGCUAAACAUGCAGCUGUGGAGAAAACCACUGUUACUGUAUUACUUUGUAUUGUCUCUAAGGAAUAUUGCACAGGUCCCCCUGAUAAUCCCAUUUUUAAGCAGGUGGAAUAUUCCUAAACCUGAUGUAUGUCUGGUUUUGACUUUGGUUUUUUUUUUUUUUGGUUUUGUUUGUUUUUUGUUUUGUUUUCUGAGAGUUUUGUUCAGAUUUUUGUUUAGGCAUUACAUUCUUUUACGCCCCCCAGUGUUAAUACUGACAGCACACUUGGUCCAUUUUAAAGGGUUGCAGAGACCUCUCUCUCAAAACAAACCACAAAGUUUAUUGUACCUAUUUUGUAUAUGUGAGAUGUUUAAAUAAAUUGUGAAAAGUUCUGAAAAUAAAGCAUGUCCAUUGUUCCGAAACAAAUUAUUUCAUGAGUUAAGUGCUUUAAUGUUGGGAACAAAAUGUCUGACUUAAUUAGACAUUUUGAACAUCUGCCUAAAUUCAAUGACUUCAAUGUGUUUAUUGUCAAAACAUGAAAUGGGUUUUCUUUUUUAUUCAAUGAAUGGGUGUUUGUCUUAGCAAUUUUCGUUUUGGGUCUAAUGCCAUUAAGAGCUUCAUUUCCUCUGUUUUCAGUUAUGACAUGCUUUUCAGAUGGCAAAAUCUUUCUCACUUUUGAUUCAAAUAAAAAGCCAGUCAC
This is a messenger RNA of Danio rerio (zebrafish), 5284 nucleotides long. The record is from RefSeq and is a predicted model, not a curated record. NCBI's taxonomy places the organism in Eukaryota, Metazoa, Chordata, Actinopteri, Cypriniformes, Danionidae.